Molecule: messenger RNA, 3961 nt
Organism: Xyrauchen texanus (razorback sucker)
Lineage: Eukaryota; Metazoa; Chordata; Actinopteri; Cypriniformes; Catostomidae
Gene: srfbp1
Product: serum response factor binding protein 1
Exons: 3
Coding region: 158-2365 (735 amino acids)
Biological process (GO): maturation of SSU-rRNA
Cellular component (GO): 90S preribosome; nucleus
Source: RefSeq, a predicted model, not a curated record
CGAGGCCCUCCCAUUUUUAUACUGGACGUCUCGUGACGUCAGGACGUCGCAUUUUGCACGUUACGUUAGCUAGGCAACAUGGCGGCGCCUUGACCAGUCAACUCUUUUUGGUUUAUUUCGAUGUUUAUUUUUUAAAGACCUCAGAAAGUACACUAAGAUGCCUACAAUGCUGAACCUCAGCAAUGAGGUGGUAAAAAUGAGGGUGGAGGUGAAAAGGGUGAAGGUGCUCCUUAUCAGGAAACUCAUCCGUCAUAUCUCGUCCCUGGAGAUAAAGAAAGGAAAUGAGGCAGCCUUGGAGAGGCACCGCAGACGAGCAGCGAGACUUCGGGAGGAGAUCCGUGAGCUGAAGGUUAUUGCACCAGACAGCGUCACCAAGGCCGCUCUACAGAAGGACAUCAGUUUCGAGAAGGUGUGCCAGAAUAAAGAGGCCAGCCUGUCUGAACGAGCCAUCGCCCGCAUUGCAACGCACCCACAGUUCAGCAAGAGAAUCCAGAGCAUAAAAGAUGCAAUUAAAGCCUUCAAAGAGGAAAGAAUAAAUGCAAGAGAGGCCGAGAAACAAGCAAAAAACAAUGCUGAAGAUGUCACACUGCAAGAUCAGGCUCAAAAAGGCAGUGGUGAUGAUGAUAAUUAUGUUGGUUCAGAGAAAUCAGAUGAUGAAGGAGAAGAGAAACUGACAGAGGAGGAGAGUGAGAAAAAUACAGAUAAACAGCAAGAUGAAGCUGAUGGUUCCUCAUUGGUGAGCCAGAAGACAUGUCUGGAGAUGUUAAACGAACAAACGAAUCUGUGCCAGAAGGAACAGAUUUCAACAACUGAGAAUUCAGAAGAAACGGUAAGUGUCCCAAAAGAGGUGGUCAGGAUGAGGAAGGAGGUGAAGAAAACGAGGGUGCUGAUCAUCAGUAAGCUGGCACAGCAGGUAGCUACUCUGAAGAAGAAAAAAGGUCAGGAAUCUGAGUUAAAGGAGAGCCAAGAGAUGGUGGCAGUAAUCAUGAAAGAAAUCCAGACUUUAAGGAGCAUUAAACCAGAUCAGGUGACCAUGACAGCACUUCAGGAGAACACUGAGCUUGAAAAGGUUAUGCAGAACCCUCAGGCGAACCCAGUGGACAGAGCCAUAGCACGUAUAGCCACACAUUCCUGCUUUGUCAAAAAACUCCAAAAGGUCAAAGCAGCUAUCGAAGAAGAAAGAGUAAAGGCUGCUGAAGCCAAACAGAAAAAGGAAGACAGGCAGAUCUUGGUUCAGUCAAAUAAUGAAGACGAGGAAGAAGAGAGUGAUAAUGAGGAGAAGGCGGAAGAUCAGGAGGAAGAUGAUGAUGGCAAUGAAGAUGAGGAGGAAGAAGUGGGGGAGGACAAAUUGAACAGUCCUUCCACUGAAAUCCACAAAUCUGGCAUUGAAGAGCCAACAGAGGAUGCAAACACUAUGACUGUGAAGUUGUCACCAUCCGAGGUCAUCACAACACCUUCGGAAAAACCCAGAGAUCCAAAAGUUAAAUCACAGAGUGCUGAUCUCACCUCUACAAUUGUUCAAAGUUACCCUGAAAAGUCUUCAAAAGUGACCAGUACAGAGUCAAAUCUACCAAAGAGCAUUGUAAAAUCAGACAAAGAAAAGGAGACCACCAUAAAGUCACAAAAGAAACAGGACCUACCCGAGACCAAAAAGCCUGAGACAGAAAAGGAUGAAGACGAGUUUGAUUUAUCAGAUGAAGAGGAGAAGGAAUAUUUUGACGACAGCACAGAAGAGCGUUUCCGUGGGCUGUCAUCUCAUUCUGAAGAGAGCGAAGACGAUGACUUCUUCCUCGGCAAAGUGAGCAAAUUCAAGAAAAAGAAAAGUUGCCAAUGGAAAGUCGAGGAGAAAAAGGGUGAGCCUCAAAAACUUGACAAAUUGCAGAAUCCAGAGGCGGCCACCAGCAAACCUCACAAGAGAAACCUAGGCAAAUUACAGUCUGUUUUUUGCUCCGCUUUGUCCAAAUCCAGCAUCUCCUCUCAGAACGCAAAGUAUGGCUUCCGCCAUGAUGAUCCAAGACCUCCUCGUUUCCAGAACCAGAGGAAAGGUCCUGAGGGCAAGAUGAAAGCAUUUCGAAACAAAGGCCCAGACCCUGGUGUUGAUAGAAGGACAGGUCAUUUCAAACCCAUUACACAGACAUUUAAAUAUGCAGGAGAAAGGCAAGGUGGACCUUCAGGGGCAGGGAGUGGAAAGUCACAGUUUGAGCACCAUCAGAAGAAGAAUCCCAGAGGCCCAUCAGGCAAGAUAUCAAAUCCACCUCAGCAGGCACUUCAUCCCUCAUGGGAGGCCAGCAGGAAGAGAAAAGAACAGCAGGCACAAAUCACAGUAUUCCAGGGAAAAAAGAUCAAAUUUGAUGAUGACGAUUAAGCAGGACCUUCUCAAAUUCAUAUGAUACCUUUAUGUUUUAAAACAUGUCUGUCUGUUAUAUAUAUAUAUAUAUAUAUAUAUAUAUAUAUAUAUAUAUAUAUAUAUAUGUCCUGUUAUUUAAGCUUUAUUCUGUUAAUUAGUAUUAAAACAUGGAGCUAAAAUGUAAUUAUUAUUUUGAUUUAUACAGUGAAGGAAUGUUCAAAGAAUAUGAUAAUUUCCAGUUUGGUCUCAUACAUUGAUUUUAUCGGACUGCUUGUUCAUUUGUAAGGGGGUAUUGUAUAAAAGUGUUGUUGUUUUUUUCCUACUUGUUACACAGUUUACUUCACACAUUAGUUUUCAGUUUGAUAAUUACACCUUUAAAAGAUUUCACAAAUGGGAAAUUUUUAUACAAAUAUCAUCAUAAACAUUUGCUUGAAAAUAGGGUUUAUUUGCCAUUAUUAUUUUGCAGUACAGGAAGUUGUCCUUUUAUCCCAGUUUCAAGUAAUAAAUGUACAAACUUGUGCAAUGUACACCAUAGGUGUCAUUUGGGGAUGGACGUGUUCCUACCACUUUUUUCCUUUGUCAAUUUUGUCCCCACUGCUUUUUGAAACAGCCUUUGUUUCUAAUGCAGAAAAAAGAAAAUCAUGACAUUAGUAAUCACAUUUUUUAUUAUAAUGCUCAUUAGCUUAAACAACAGUGAUGUUUAUUCACUCUUCUAAUUUUUUUUUUAUUUUUUACUCUUAUAUAAUGUUUUUAUGUGUAUAAAUUAUGUGUGAAUAUUCCCAACACUCUGGUGAUCUCUGUGAAGGAUUUGUGGUUGUUAUCUUACAAUAUUUCUAAAAUAACUAAAAUACCAGUCAUUCUUAAACUAAAAAUGGAUGGAAAGACAAUUUUUGAGAGAAAUAAAAUAUCAAAUAUAUUGGGUGACUUGUUCAUCAUAUACAUUUUAUUUUAAAAGCAACAUAAUUUAAAUUGCAUCAACUUUAUUUGCAACAAAGCGCAUGAGCGUGAAUGACACAAAAUCUGCCUUUAAUCUCGUAGGUCGCUGAGGCGUUUGGCAUCUCAAACAAGCCUGAUGCUUACUUUCUGUUGUCUCUUCUGUACCCCGCCCUGCAUUGGUGAGCCAUUAAAUGGCAAGGCGAGAGCAGGUCAGUCAAGAGCAGAGAGCCAAUUGGGCAUUUACCGUCAAGACUUGAAAGAGAAGAAGCACCAAAACUUAAGUGUUUCUGACAGAGGGUCAUAAAUAAUCAUGUUUUACGAAUAUUUUAGUGUUUUUGUGUAAAAAAAAAAAAAAAAAACUACUAAUAUUAUAAGUGAACCUCCAAAAACAUUUUAAAGUAAUUAAAAAAGACAUGUCAUGAUCCUUUUAUCACAAUGCAAAAUGCAAACAGAUGUGCCCUGCUCAUGGUAUAUAUAAUACCAAAUGCGCGUGCAUGUAAUAAUUAGACGCAGAUUGUGCAUGUAUUAUAUAGUGUAUGCUUUCCACAUCUGUUCGUUUUAAUGUGUUCAAUUCCCAUAUUCCGUGAUUACUUUAUGCUGUACUGCACUACUGUCAUUUUUUAUUGUCUAUCAACCUCUCUUGAAAAAUAAUACAAUAUAAUAAUAAUAAAAGAAAUA